Durusdinium trenchii is the source of this 999-nucleotide messenger RNA. NCBI's taxonomy places the organism in Eukaryota, Dinophyceae, Suessiales, Symbiodiniaceae. The record is from the annotation of a GenBank genome assembly.
AUGGCAAAUGCAGGGCAAGUACUUGCUCGGUGUUUUGUUCAGUUUUUGGUUUGGGGUCCUGAAGGAUUCAGCUUUGUGCACUGCCUGAAACAUUUGGAUGUGUUUCUUCGCGUUUUUGUCAGGACAAUCUUUGGUUGUUUGCUGGCGACCUCCCUUAUCCCAGCCUGGGUGUUGUGCCUGCUUCUGAAGUUGGUGUUGUCGCGCUUGCCGGUGGAGAGGCGUGCUGCCUUUGAAAGGUGCUUCGGUCGCAUGCUCAUCGUCAUUUUAGUAGUGCUUUGGCGGAUGGUGUUUACGCUUUGUGCAUGGAUCCGGGUGGAAGUGUUUCAGCAAGAAGUGCCUUUUCUCGGUGCACCAGGGAAACCAGCUGUGUUAGUGAUGAACCACACGUGUUUUCUUGACGCCGUGCUGGCCACCUCUUUAGCACCCUUGAACCGCAGCUCGGAUGUGCGAGUGCUUGUGGCGAACUAUGUCUUCAAGAUUCCGUUGCUUGGAACCGUAAUGCGGGUCAUGGGCCUCCCAGAGGUUCCUUUCAAAGCAUGUGCAGGGGGAGGCGAGACUUCGAAUAUGACCGUGGAGAAGAACCUCAUGGAAGAGAGGUUGAACGCUUUCAACGAUCAUGUUCGAUCUGGUGGGGUGGGCGCGUGGUUCCCGGAAGGUCUCAUGAAUCGAGGAGAUCCAGAGAUCCUUCAGGAAUUUCGAGCUGGCGCCUUCGCAGUUCCUGUAAAAACCGACGUUGAGAUUUGGUGUAUUGCUGCUGUUGGCUGCAAUGUUUGUUGGCCGGUGAAGGCUGCCGUUGGAGGACUUCCUGCCCGCAUAGGGCUGAAGGUCUUCCGCUUAACAGACAGCAGCCACAAACUGAUCGAGGAUUUGAAGGAUUGUGAUGAGCGCGCCAAGGCAUUGCACAUAGCUGGCCUUGCAAAGAGCGCUGUCCAGGAAGGUGUCAAUGAGUUGGUGGCCAAAGGUUUCUCCGCCAACCCUGGAAUGGUCAAGCGCAGCUGA